Messenger RNA from Meriones unguiculatus (Mongolian gerbil), 1187 nucleotides. RefSeq names its product cell death inducing DFFA like effector b (gene Cideb). Lineage: Eukaryota; Metazoa; Chordata; Mammalia; Rodentia; Muridae. The transcript is spliced from 5 exons. Bases 146 to 802 code for a protein of 218 amino acids. The record is from RefSeq and is a predicted model, not a curated record. Gene Ontology annotation, biological process: regulation of apoptotic process; apoptotic process.
CAGAGUCCAGGCUUGACUCAUCUCUCACUUCACCAGGGCUAGGAUCUCAGCCUUAUGCAGAAAACAAGGCUUAGCCUCCGAACAACAGAGAAGCGCUCAGUCCCAAAGCCACAGGAAGGCCUUUUACCUGCUCCAGCCCUCAGCCAUGGAGUACCUUUCAGCCUUGAACCCCAAUGGCCUGCUGAGAUCAGUCUCCGCUAUGGGCUCUGAAUUUGGCCGUAGGGUCUGGAACUCGGCUCCACCACCUCAGCGACCUUUCCGCGUCUGUGAUCAUAAGCGGACAGUCCGGAAAGGGCUGACAGCUGCCACCCGCCAGGAACUGCUAGAUAAGGUUCUGGAGACCCUGCUGCUGAGCGGGGUGCUAACACUGGUGCUGGAGGAGGACGGGACUGCCGUGGAGAGUGAAGACUUCUUCCAGAUGCUGGAGGAUGACACCUGCUUGAUGGUGCUGGAGAAAGGACAGAGCUGGAGCCCCAAGAGUGGGAUGUUGUCAUACGGCCUAGGACGGGAGAAGCCAAAACACAGCAAGGACAUCGCACGCAUCACCUUUGAUGUAUACAAGCAAAAUCCUCGGGACCUCUUUGGCAGCCUCAAUGUUAAAGCUACAUUCUACGGGCUCUACUCCAUGAGUUGUGAUUUCCAAGGAGUCGGUCCCAAAAAAGUUCUAAGGGAGCUCCUUCGUUGGACUUCCUCACUGCUGCAAGGCAUGGGUCAUAUGCUGCUGGGAAUUUCAUCUACCCUUCGCCACAUAGUAGAGGGGGCUGAGCGAUGGCAGUGGCAGCGACAGAGUCACCUCCAUUAAGAAUGAAAAGAGCGCUUUGAGCCUGUGCCCCAAGGCUGGUUCCAUGCGACACUGUGAGGCCUGUAAGGGUGUCGUCAGGUUUGCAGUCUGUGGCACCCUAGGUAACUCACCGGACCUUGUAACAGAACCUAUCCACACACUGCCUUGGUCCUCCAGCCUGUACAUUUUUCUCAAAAAUGCUGCUUAUCUAACCUACAUUCCUGCCUUCCACUUACCCCGCAGCACCACAACCUCGUCCCCUGGCAUCCUAACCCACCGUAAUUGCUGCUACAUCUAGCUUCUUACUGACUCCUAUCCCUGAGGUCCUGUGUACCAAUCCCAAGCAGUCCCUCGAGAUACUUUUCCCCUGAAAAAUAAAAAUACUUCCAAGAAAAAUACAAAAAAA